This is a messenger RNA of Scomber japonicus (chub mackerel), 627 nucleotides long. RefSeq names its product calcyphosin-like protein. The coding region runs from base 1 to 627 and encodes 208 amino acids. The transcript has 4 exons. The record is from RefSeq and is a predicted model, not a curated record. Gene Ontology annotation, molecular function: calcium ion binding. NCBI's taxonomy places the organism in Eukaryota, Metazoa, Chordata, Actinopteri, Scombriformes, Scombridae.
AUGGCGGGGACGUCGAGACACGACAGAGAAAUGGCGAUGAACGCUAAGCGGCAGCUGUCACAGUCUGCCGACCCGGUGGAGAGACUCAGACUGCAGUGUUUGACCAGAGGAUCAUCUGGGAUCAAAGGUCUGGGCAGAGUUUUCAAAAUAAUGGACGAUGACAGGAACCGCUCCCUGGACCUGAAGGAGUUCCUGAAGGGUUUGAACGACUACGGCAUCAUGAUGGACAAACAGGAAGCUCUCACUCUGUUUCAGCACUUCGACCGAGACGGCAGCGGAUCCAUCGACUUCGACGAGUUCCUCAUCACUCUGAGGCCAGCCAUGUCCAAGGCAAGGAAGGAGGUGGUGAUGCAGGCGUUCAGAAAGCUGGAUAAGACCGGCGACGGAGUGAUCACCAUCGAGGACCUGCAGGGGGUUUACAACGCCAAGUACCACCCCAAGUACCAGAACGGGGAGUGGAGCGAGGAUCAGGUCUUCAGGAAGUUCCUGGACAGCUUUGACUCUCCGUAUGACAAAGACGGAAAGGUGACCCAGGACGAGUUUAUGAAUUAUUACGCUGGUGUGAGUGCGUCCAUCGAUACAGACGUCUACUUUAUAGUGAUGAUGAGAAACGCCUGGAAGCUGUGA